Molecule: messenger RNA, 2138 nt
Organism: Corticium candelabrum
Lineage: Eukaryota; Metazoa; Porifera; Homoscleromorpha; Homosclerophorida; Plakinidae
Exons: 16
Coding region: 8-1951 (647 amino acids)
Source: RefSeq, a predicted model, not a curated record
CAACAAUAUGGGCGGAGCUUGCAUACUUGUUUUUUCAACUCUUCUACUAGGCUACCAAAGCUUAGUGCUCGCUGCUGUUCCACCGUUUCCACUAGAAGAUAUUGUGAAGAAUGCUACUAGAGCACUUUCGAGUGCCUUGAAUCCCGACCCAAUCGGAUUCAGUUCGUCAACUUACUUGGAAACUAUAUCUGGCAUUGUGAACUACUUUUCUGCCUACCAGAAUGCUAAUGGCUCGAUUAUUGAUCCUUAUGAGCAUAGGGAAACAUUUUACUCAACUCCUUGCUAUGCAUUCAGUGCUGCUGUGCUGUAUGCAACUGGAUAUAACAAAACGUUGCUGGUUAGUGCUUCCUUGGCUCUAACAAAUUCACUGGAGCAGCUUGCUAGUGGUCGCUGCCGAAACAACAGUUGUCAUUUUUUUGUGAUGCCUAGUAUGUUGGCUUACAAUCUGUUGAGAAAACACAUAAAGAAUGAGACACUGUUGAAGAAGUGGAAGUCAUUGGCUACAUCUGUAGAUCCCAACAAGACAUAUGCUUACCAUGGUAACAAUUGGGACACAGUCGCACUAACCGGAGAGUUUCUUCGCUGCAAGCUAGGAUUCUGUAAAGACACUUCAUGGAUAACCACCACUCUUCAAGCACAGAUGGCACAUUUUACAGCAAAUGGUCAAUACAUGGAUAAGACAGGUUGUGAUUACUUAAAUCCAAUGCCCUAUGACCACUUUCCACGGAAGUAUCUAGCUGUAAUGAUGGAAUGGAAAUAUAAUUUGUCAUUCUCUGAUGACCUAGCUAUCUACCUGGAAAGAGGAGCUUGGGUAUCUCUGCUGAUGCAAUCUCCAUGGGGUGAACUUCCAACAGGUGGUCGCAGUUCACAACAUCAGUGGAAUGAAGCGGAACAAGCAGUUACAUAUGAGAUAUUUGCUGACAAAUCUGCCCAAGCUGGUGACACAGUUAGUUCUAGAGCAUUCAAGCGUGCGGCAAUGCUGGCACAUAAGUCGGUGAGAAGAUGGCGUCGUUCAUCUGGUGACCUCUUCAUUGUCAAGAACAGAUUUGACCCUUCGCUUAGACACGGAUAUGAGAGAUACUCGUACCAUUCAACCUACAACUUGUUAACAAGCAGCAUGCUUGCAACAGCAUACCUGUAUUGCAGUGAUGCUGUCAAAGAAGGCCCAACUCCGGCAGAAGUCGGAGGAUUUAUUUUUGAGAUCAAAGAGUUCCACAAAAUAUUUGCCAAUGUUGCUGGUAUGUAUGUUGAGAUAGAAACGCUUGCUGACCCUCACUACGAUAGUCUAGGUUUGACCCGUAUUCAUCUGUCUGGGAUUGAUCCUCUUGUCAUGCCUUCAAGUGGUAGUUCUAUUGAUGCUGGAGGGUUAGCAAUUGCCUCUCCUACAUUCUACAAUGAAACUGCAAAGAAAUGGCAAAUGAUGGGUCAAGCUGGUUGUCCUCAGAAAGUCAACUACUCAUUAUCCUUCAUUUCUUGGCAACAGGGCUCGCUGUCAUUUACAAUAGAUUGGGAUUUGCUGAACACCGGCUUGAUGUACAGCACCUUGAGUAGCGAGUACACAGUCACACCAAGUGAUGUAUCAGUUAUGCUAUUUGCUUUUUGGCGUGACAAAUACCUUGGAUUUAGUUUUCCAGUGUUCUUGUUUGAUGGUCAAACUAACUCAACUUACAAAAUUCUUGAAGGAAAAGCUGGAGUCGCCAUAACAUGGAUAAAUUCCACACAAGAGUUUACUGUGACUGUUACACCAAGUCUUUCAGAGCUGGGGCUGCCAUGCAGUUGCGUCCGUUUACCAGGAGAAGUGGUGUCUCGCAAUGGCUAUCUUGCAAACGUCCGAUGCACGGUUCAAUUCUACGAUCUGUCUGGACCUGAUGACCCUGCUUCAAUGGCCUACAAGAUUUCUCCGAAGGCAGCAAAAAAUAAGAAUGCAAAGAAGAUCGUGCAUUUGAACUAAAUAUACUUGAUGUUGCCCGAAGAAUGGUCAAUUGCAAUAUGGCUGUCUUUCUAUAUGAUAUUAGUGUACGGGCAGGCCAAGCGUUGCAAUAUUCGAUUGUUGCGUGAAUAUGUUCAAUUUCGGCAAAAUAUAUGGGAUGAAUAUAUGCGAUUCUGUUGUGAAUGUAUGCGAUUUGGUUGUGAAUAUA